AUGUCUAAUUAUCUUUAUCCUUCCUCGACUGAGACCUCUUCAUACUCGACCGAACUUAACAGUCAUAAUACCAAUGACCAAAGUACUCCGUGGCAUCCACAUUCCUGGUCUGCCACCCCUGAUCCACCCUCAGCGCAAACUAUUCAGGAUCAACUCUACCACCAAGCUGAAGCUGAGCUCGAUCCUGAGUUAUCAGGUUCUCCACGAAAAUCCUCAAACCAUUUGUCACACUCCCGCUCGUAUCCUACACUCCUCCAACCUCAUCCAAUCUCCGAUGACGCUUCUCCAAAUCCACUUCUUUCUUCAUUGCGUUCAGGCUCAGUUGGUCUAGACAUUCCACAGCCCGCGGGGCACUUUACGUCCUAUUCUUUCGAACAUAAUCUUUUUCAACCUUCCCAUCAUUCUCACCAGCAAGGUUCAUCAUUGAUCCCAUCCUUGCCAUCUCAUCAAAAUCAACUUCACGGAUCUCCAAGCCGGCUGAGAACAUAUUCAGAUGCCUCGAUUCAGAGCUCUAUAGCUGGACAUCCUGACCACUUUCGUUCCCGCAGCGGUUCAGAUUCGUCGUCUUCAUGGCCGAAUCUUCACACACCCAUUACACCAGCCGACAUGGCCUUCCAGAACAACAAUUACUCUGUUGCAUUUAAAUCCGAUUAUGACAACUCGUCUCAAUUUGACCCCACUUCGCAUCAUCAUCAACAACAACGACAGCUCUCUCUUUCUAUCCAGGAAGCAGAAAACAGUCAAGGAAAUGGAACCAGUCCGCGUCAAGGCAUCUAUGAACUUCCCUCCAGUCAAACAGAUGCUCUUGAGCAGUACAAUAAUUCAAACUCAAUCUUUGGCCAUCUUGCAACCCCUACAAAUCCCCGUCAUCAGGUUCUGAACAGGCGGAUGUCGAACGACCCUUCUGUAGACGAUGGGCUAUCUUCUAACCGUCACGAGUCGCCCCUCAGCCUCGAUAUACCCUCUGCUCCACUUUCUGGGCAACGCUCCCGUUCGCCCAGUGCAUUAAGAGGUUCAAGCAACCAACACUUACAAGCACCUAUGUCUGCUGGGGCUUCUUACUCGCGCUCUACAUCCAUUGACUCUACCUACACCAGGGCACGUUCUUCUUCCCUUGCCCUUGGUCACUCUUCGGACGAAGGUGGGAUGUCACAGGCUUUUAAUACUGCCUGGUCUGCCUCGGCGCAGCAACUCCCUGCUCAGAUUGGUUCGCAGUUUGCUGGACUCCAUAUUGAAGGUGGAAAUUCCUAUGGUGUGCAGAGCCUCGAAGGCUUAGGUAUGGGGCCAGGUGAAAUAGCUUACAAUCAUCAACCAGGAGGUCAUCAUCAGUAUACAACCCACCAAACGCAGCUAAUGGCCUAUCCGGAGCAUUCUAUCUCCCGUGCCGAGCGUGAAGCUUUGUUGGCGUUUCUAUUGGGCGAACGCACUGUUUUGGUUCUGUCGGGUAAAGUUGCCCAAAAAUCUUAUGGUGCUGAAAAACGAUUCCUUUGUCCACCGCCGUCGGCAUUGCUAUUGGGAUGCAGUUGGUGGUCUGCUGCAGAGGCUGAUCCCAGAAGGCCCAUCGGAAAUCAUCGUGUCGCGCUCGUUCCACCUACGACCAUCAUAUCAAUGUCUGGUGAACAGUCGAUGCCGUCGGAGGCCUAUUCUGAAUGGAUGUCUAUGUCUGGCCAUGUGGUAGGCGAUCAAGCAUCCUUGGAUGAUGUGGUGAUUGCUGGUCGCUGUGUCGGGAAGCAGCUUCACAUCUCCGAAGUGGAUGAGAAGACUAAAAGGGUCGAAGCGCUCGUCAAAGUGAUCGGGCCCGGCUUUGGCUCCCCUGAACAUCGUCACAUUGGCACCUUUCCCAGUAGACCAAUUAAGGUGAUUAGUAAACCUAGCAAGAAAAGACAGAGUAUCAAAAAUCUUGAUCGGGCGAUGAAUAUUUCACUUACAACUUUUAUAAAACAACCCACAGUUUGCAUCCAUCACGGGACAACGAUCGCACUUUUCAAUCGACUCCGAUCACAGACUGUUUCAACCAAAUAUCUUUGUGUCUCGGGACCAUCCGCAAGUUUUCCCGCUGGUGACUGGAGAGCAAUGGCUGGCAUAGAUGAAAAGCCUUUCAGUCCAUCUGAAGAGAGUACUUGUUUCGUAGCUAGAACAUCCUGUUGGGAUCCUUUCAUAAUCUUUUUGGUCGACCUCAAAAAUUCUCCUCAUUCGGCUAGUGCAGAACAUCACGGUUCACCUCCACCACCCGGAUACCCAAGGCCUCCAGCCAAUGCACUCCCGGUGGCUCAAGGCGCAGGUCCGGUACCAAUAUACUAUAACCAACCCAUCGUCCUUCAAUGCCUCUCUACUGCUGUUGUUUCACCUGUCAUGGUCAUCCGUAAAGUCGACAAAGGCUCAACUGCGACCGGUGGUGCCAGCCUCGAUGGUCACGGCUCGGGAGCAGCCAUGUCACGUGACCUACCCGUCGCACCUGGCGAAAUCAUCGGAGACCCAGUCUCUCAGCUCCACAAGAUAGCUCUCGAGGUGAUGUCGGAUCCAGAGGGGGUCUAUGCGAACGCAAACCAAAGUGCGCCAGGCUCGCCAUUCCCUGGAGCAGGGUCUUUUUUAGCUUGUUUGGGCGAGAAUGUUGGAAUACACCGUCCUGAGGCCUCACGUAUCCCUGUCGCUCCUGCUUCAAUGAUCAGCCCUCCUUCAAGCGCUUCGUCGUUCGGAUUGACUAGUAGUGAAGUAGCACUUGCGGAAGCUACCUUCAUGUCAAACCAACUCACCCAGCCCAUAUCUCCUAACUCUGCAGCCCCCGGACGUGCUCGCAGUGUAGGUCCUGCAGGCAGGAUAGGCGAUACUAUGGAGUACAUAUCUUCUGAUGGUGGUAAAGUCAAAAGAACUCGACGCGUUUCAACCUCUCAAAGUUCCUCGAGUGGGAUGGGGCGUGUCAUAGGCCCUGGGAAAGCAGGCAGGCGAAGAGCAGGAUCAAAUGCGUCGACUGGGGGAUACUCUGAUCUUGGAACAGAGUCCUCAGAUGGCAUGCAUCAUAAUUAUCAUCCGCAUCACCACCAUUCGAUGCAACACGGAGCAUACUCUGCGCCUCAACACCCACCAAACGCUGCCAAGGUUUGGACGAUUGAAUGCGGAGAACCUGCGGUAUGGACGAUCGUGGGAUGUGACGUUGAGCGUCAUACCUUCUGGAUCCCGCCUGUCCUAUUUGACUCCAAGCCAUCUUCGGCAGCUAGCACGCAGGGAGCAGUAAGCGAAGUGUUCAGGACGCCUAUUCCAUACUGCCCAAUUGGAGUGGACUCACCUACACCGAUACCUGUCGUACAUAAGUACUUGUUGACAAACCCCAUAUCGAUGCCGAAAAAUAGGAUAGACGCACAAGACAUGAAAAUGAUUACCAUUUAUGGAGCAAAUUUCUCAAGGGAGCUCCGGGUUUGGUUUGGCGCUGUGCCAAGUGAGAUAGUGGAAUAUAAGUGCGCCGAGGUGAUUGUAGCCUUGCCUCCCAGUGGGGUACCUGGUGAGCUUGGACCAGACGGAGGACCUAAGAAGCAUCAAAUUGUGAUGGUCAGAGAAGAUGGAGUUGUUUUCCCAUCGAAGAUUUAUUAUGCGGAGCCAAUGUGAUUGAAUCGAUUGGCAGUACUUGGAUUUGAUGGCCUAGGACUCUUUUGUUGUAAUUGUAUGAUCGUGUUAUUUCUCUGGGAUAAAUGGGUCAAUUUUUGUUAAUUAUUCAACUGUAAUUAGUUUGUGGAAUAACGUUCAUUUUAUCUUAUUUGGUUUAAAUUUCUUCAGUUCACCCUUUCAAGUUUGUUUUCUUCUCAGAUGUUUUGCAGUUUGCAAGGGAAAGAAUAUACAUCUUGAGU
Melampsora larici-populina 98AG31 is the source of this 3839-nucleotide messenger RNA. RefSeq lists its product as uncharacterized. The record is from RefSeq and is a predicted model, not a curated record. Gene Ontology annotation, cellular component: nucleus. Gene Ontology annotation, molecular function: RNA polymerase II cis-regulatory region sequence-specific DNA binding; DNA-binding transcription activator activity, RNA polymerase II-specific. NCBI's taxonomy places the organism in Eukaryota, Fungi, Basidiomycota, Pucciniomycetes, Pucciniales, Melampsoraceae. The transcript has 10 exons. Gene Ontology annotation, biological process: regulation of transcription by RNA polymerase II. The coding region runs from base 1 to 3600 and encodes 1199 amino acids.